AUGGUUUUAGCAGAUUUGGGCAAGCGCAUCAACAGCGCUGUCAACAGCGCUCUUUCCAACAGUCAAGAUGAUUAUGUUACAACGGUGGAUGUGAUGCUGAAAACCAUCGUCACAGCGCUCUUGGAGAGCGAUGUCAACAUCAAACUGGUGUUCUCCCUUAGAAAUAACAUCCGAGCCAAGCUUCUAGACGUCAAGAGCCGAUCCACCAACAACGCACAGACAAAGAAGCUCAUACAAAAAACGGUUUUUGACGAGCUUUGCAACCUGGUGGACGGAGAAACCGAGCCAUUCCAGCCCAAAAAGAGAAAGCAGAAUGUGAUAAUGUUCGUGGGUCUUCAGGGUUCCGGUAAAACUACGUCAUGUACCAAAUUGGCCGUAUAUUACUCUAAGAGAGGCUUUAAAGUGGGUCUCGUGUGCGCCGACACGUUCCGUGCCGGUGCGUUCGACCAGCUAAAGCAAAAUGCCAUCAAGGCAAGAAUUCCGUUCUACGGUUCAUACACAGAGACGAAUCCCGUCAAAGUCGCUGCGGAAGGUGUGGCCAAGUUCAAGAAGGAGAAGUUUGAAGUUAUCAUCGUGGAUACCUCAGGUAGGCAUCGCCAGGAGGAGGAGCUUUUCCAAGAAAUGGUAGAGAUUUCGCAGGUGGUCAAACCCAACCAAACAAUCAUGGUGCUUGAUGCAUCGAUUGGGCAAGCUGCAGAACAGCAAUCGAAAGCCUUCAAGGACAGCUCGGAUUUCGGAGCUAUCAUCUUGACAAAAAUGGACGGCCAUGCUAAGGGUGGUGGUGCCAUAUCUGCGGUUGCGGCAACGAAGACGCCCAUCAUCUUCAUUGGUACCGGUGAGCAUGUUCAUGACUUUGAGAAGUUUUCACCAAAAUCCUUCAUUUCCAAGCUGCUAGGCAUAGGCGACAUUGAGAGUUUAUUGGAACAUUUCCAAACCCUCUCAAACAAGGAAGAUACAAAGGCGACCAUGGAGAACAUUCAACAAGGGAAAUUCACCCUGCUUGACUUCCAAAAACAGAUGCAAACCAUCAUGAAAAUGGGUCCACUGUCUAAUAUUGCCAGCAUGAUCCCUGGAAUGGGCAACAUGCUCAACCAAGUUAGCGAGGAAGAGACCACAAAGCGGAUGAAAAAAAUGGUUUUUGUGAUGGAUUCUAUGACGAAACAAGAGCUCGAAUCAGAUGGUCGCAUCUUUAUUGACCAGCCAAGCAGAAUUGUUCGGGUAGCAAGAGGCUCGGGUACAAGUGCCUUCGAUGUUGAAAUGAUUCUGAUGCAGCAGCAGAUGAUGGCGCGCAUGGCGCAGUCCACGAAGGCUGCGCAGCGCGGAAACGGCAUGCCAAAUAUGCCACAGAUGCCUGGUAUGCCCAACAUUCCAGGUAUGCCUCAAAUCUCCCCCUCUAUGAUGCAGCAAGCUCAACAGAAGCUGAGGCAAAACCCUGGGAUGAUGAAGAACAUGAUGAAUAUGCUCGGCGGCGCUGGCGGCCCAGGUGGAAGCGGAGGCGGUUUCCCAGGAAUGGGUGGCGGUAUGCCGAAUAUGGACGACAUGAUGAAAAUGAUGCAAGAUCCACAGAUGCAACAGAUGGCCAAUCAAUUCGGCAUGGGCAUGUAG
This is a messenger RNA of Lachancea thermotolerans CBS 6340, 1605 nucleotides long. It is a transcript of the gene SRP54, whose product is annotated as RNA-binding signal recognition particle subunit SRP54. Gene Ontology annotation, biological process: SRP-dependent cotranslational protein targeting to membrane, translocation; SRP-dependent cotranslational protein targeting to membrane. The record is from RefSeq and is a predicted model, not a curated record. Gene Ontology annotation, cellular component: cytosol; signal recognition particle, endoplasmic reticulum targeting. Gene Ontology annotation, molecular function: GTP binding; ATP hydrolysis activity; 7S RNA binding. Lineage: Eukaryota; Fungi; Ascomycota; Saccharomycetes; Saccharomycetales; Saccharomycetaceae. The coding region runs from base 1 to 1605 and encodes 534 amino acids. The transcript has a single exon.